GUAAUCGAUACCCCUAUUAUAGUUCAAUUAACAUUAAAAAAAUAGUGAAAAAUGUGGUCCGACACCAUAUUAAUAGUUUUUAUAUCAGUUUGCACCGCCUUUUUGGGCGAAGGGCUCACCUGGGUCUUGGUGUACCGUACGGAUAAAUAUCAAAAGCUGAAAACCGAGGUGGAGAAGCAGAGCAAGAAGUUGGAGCGCCGCAAGGAAAUACAUGGCGAUUCUCUGGACAAGGCGGUGAAAAAGAAAAUCGAGCGCGAUGAGGAGAAGCUGAAGAACAACAACCGUGACUUGUCGCUGGUGAAGAUGAAGUCUAUGUUUGCAACCGGCUUUGCUUUCACCGCACUGCUGAGCAUGUUCAAUAGCAUAUUCGAUGGACGCGUUGUUGCCCAAUUGCCCUUUACCCCCAUCUCCUGGAUUCAGGGCCUGAGCCAUCGCAAUCUGGCCGGCGAAGACUACACCGACUGCUCGUUCAUCUUCCUCUACAUUUUGUGCACCAUGUCCAUUCGUCAGAACAUUCAGAAAAUGUUGGGCUUUGCACCCUCACGUGCCGCCAGCAAACAGGGCGGUGGUCUCUUUGGUGCGCCGCCAGGACAAUUCAAAUAGUAAAAUGAAACUUUAAUCAUGUACAAUACAUUGUACUUUCAACAGA
Drosophila obscura is the source of this 649-nucleotide messenger RNA. Its product is annotated as calcium load-activated calcium channel. The transcript has 3 exons. Gene Ontology annotation, biological process: endoplasmic reticulum calcium ion homeostasis. Gene Ontology annotation, cellular component: endoplasmic reticulum membrane; endoplasmic reticulum; cytoplasm. The record is from RefSeq and is a predicted model, not a curated record. Gene Ontology annotation, molecular function: calcium channel activity. Lineage: Eukaryota; Metazoa; Arthropoda; Insecta; Diptera; Drosophilidae. Bases 52 to 603 code for a protein of 183 amino acids.